AUGGCAGAUGGUACUCGGAUGAAUCAGAUGGCAGAAAAUAUAGCGGGAAUCAGGAAGCAGCUCGAGAAGCAUGAUAAAGAAUUGGAGCGAGUUGAGAACCAAGGAAAACAGCUUUGUGCUGAUUUGAAACAGGAUAAUGAGAAAAGGUUUGAAGAAUUGAUGUUCAAACUUACUCAUCUUACUGAUGUAAUGGAAAAGCAAAGGAGUCCAAAAGCAUUGAAGCUUGGAGGUGAUACAAUUGGCAAAACAUCAGGAGUUGAAGAGAAGAAUUCACAGUUUGUUUCACAAACUGCGGGGGGAAAGAAUAAAGAGGUGUUGAGAGAGGAAGUUGAUUUAAAUGGAGGGAAUGGUUCAGUACCUUGGCAUAGAAGAGAGGAAGUUGAUGUACCUGGAGGAAGUGGUCCAGCACCAUGGCAGCGAAGAUCUCAUUUUCCUCAACAUUAUGGAGAGUCUCCUCAGUUUCCUCAUAUGGAGAACAGAGAGGGAAGGGGGCACUGGCAGCAAGGCUUGUAUGAUGAGUAUAAUUCAUUAGCCCCAGAAGGAAAGCUGGAGGGCAGAUAUUUCCCACAUGCACAGAGGCACAUGAGAAGGCAGUAUACAGAAGAUAGAGCCUAUAGAGGUGAUCAACAAGGGGAUGAUCAAUUGGCUAUUAUAACCAGGUCAGUAAGAAUUGAAUUUCCUAAGUUUGAUGGUAUUGAUCCUUCUGGUUGGAUUUAUAAGGCCAAUAAAUUCUUUCAUGUUCAUAACACUUCUGAUUACCAGAAGUUUUUGCUUGCUUCUAUUCAUAUGGAAGGCAAAGCAUUAGUUUGGUUUCAAGACAUGGAAAUGUCGGGUUGCUUGCAUAAUUGGACUGUUUUAACUCAGGCACUAUUAGAAAGGUUUGGACCUUCGGGGUAUGAUGAUCCUAUGGAAGCUCUUUCUAAACUGAAACAGACCACUAGUGUUGAUGAUUAUAAGGAGAGAUUUGAGGCUUUGUCCAAUAGAGUGAGGGGAAUUGAUGAUCACAAUAGGGUGAGCUGUUUCUUAGGAGGGUUGAAAGAUGAAAUCAGGCUUCCUGUUCGAAUGUUUAAGCCUCAGUCCCUGUUAGCAGCUUAUGGUUUGGCUAAGGUUCAGGAAGAACAUGUAUUAAAUGGGAGAAGGUUUAAGGGUUCUGGUGGAAAUUUUUCAAGCCCUAGCAUACCACGGGGUGGGGGGGUUAAUAGUCAGAAUUUAACCUUAGGAACUCCUAAAGCCACAGUUCCUGUCCAAAAAAUUUCUCAAGCACAGAUGGAGGAUAGGAGGAGAAAGGGAUUGUGUUAUAAUUGUGAUGCUAAAUGGCAAUAUGGGCAUAAAUGCCAAAACCCUAAACUCUUUCUGUUAGAAGGAUUGGAUGAGUUAGAGGUGUUACCUAACAUGGAAAUGGAGAAGGAGGAUUUGAUGGAGGUUAGCUAUGCUGAAGAGAAUCCUGAAACCUCUUUACAUGCUAUUACAGGCAGUCAACAUCCUAAAACUAUGAGACUUGUAGGAUGGAUUGGAACUUUGAAAAUUAUGAUUUUAGUGGACAGUGGCAGUACUCAUAAUUUUGUAGAUUCCUCAAUCUGCAAGAAAAUUAGUAUGUCAAUAUGUAGAGAGCAGAGGAUCAAAGUGAAGGUGGCUAAUGGGGAAGAGAUUUUAAGUGAAGGGAAGUGCACUAAUCUGACAGUUCAGCUUAAGGAAUUCUCUUUUUUAACUGAAGCAUUUGUCAUUAUGUUAGCUGGUUGUGACAUGGUUUUAGGAAUUCAGUGGUUGGUAACCUUGGGGUCAAUCACUUGGAAUUUCAAAGAUUUAACCAUGGAGUUUACUUUGGGGCAGAAAGUAAUUUUGUUACAAGGGUUGGUUGCCCCACAAUUAUGGGAGGAGGCACAAAUGGAUAACUCUAUGCAGAAACAUUCGAAAGGAUUGCUGUUACAGUUGCUUGACAGUGUGGAGGAUACAGAAGCAGUACCUAAAGGGUCAGAAUUGGAAGGUUUACUAGCUGAGUUUUCUGACAUCUUUGCUGAACCUAAGAGUUUACCACCUCAUAGGUCUCAAGACCAUGCAAUUGUGUUGAAGUCAGAAGCUAAACCAGUUUGUGUGAGGCCUUAUAGGUAUCCGUACUUUCAGAAAACAGAAAUUGAGAAAAUAGUUAAGGAGCUAUUGGAGUCGGGGGUUAUUAAGCCAUCUCAAAGUCCUUUUUCUUCUCCUGUGUUGUUGGUAAGGAAGGCUGAUGGCUCUUGGCGGAUGUGUAUGGAUUAUAGGGCUUUAAACAAUGAAACAAUCAAGGAUAAGUUCCCUAUUCCUGUGAUUGAUGAGUUAUUGGACGAAUUACAUGGCUCUAGGGUAUAUUCUAAGUUGGAUUUGAGGUCAGGAUAUCAUCAGAUUCGGGUGAAGAAGGAAGAUGUACAUAAAACAGCAUUCAGAACACAUGAGGGUCACUAUGAGUUCUUGGUCAUGCCCUUUGGUUUAACCAAUGCACCAUCAACUUUUCAAAGUUUGAUGAAUGACAUUUUCAGGCCAUAUUUGAGGAAAUUUAUUUUGGUGUUUUUUGAUGAUAUCUUGGUUUACAGUCCUAAUAUGGAUCUACAUUUGCAACAUCUGCAAGUUACCUUGGAAGUUUUGAGGUCUCAUCAGUUGUUUGCUAAGAGAAGUAAGUGUAGAUUUGGCUGCUCUGAAGUUGACUACUUAGGUCAUCUGAUUUCAGCUGAAGGAGUGAGGGUUGAUAGCAAGAAGUUAUCUGCUAUGGCAGAGUGGCCUAGACCUAAGUCUUUGAAAGCUUUAAGGGGAUUCUUAGGUCUUACAGGAUAUUACAGGAAAUUUGUUAAAGGUUAUGGUUCUAUUGCAGCACCAUUAACUGAUUUGUUAAAAAAGAAUGCUUGGCAGUGGAGUGAAAUGGCUGAAACAGCAUUUGAAGAAUUGAAAAAAGCUGUGGUGAGUCCUCCGGUGCUGGUUUUACCAGAUUUCAAUUUACCAUUUGUAAUUGAAUGUGAUGCUUCAGGUAGAGGAAUUGGGGCAGUUUUGAUGCAACAACAGAGGCCAAUAGCUUUUUUCAGUCAGGCAGCCUAA
Messenger RNA from Corylus avellana, 3060 nucleotides. The record is from RefSeq and is a predicted model, not a curated record. Lineage: Eukaryota; Viridiplantae; Streptophyta; Magnoliopsida; Fagales; Betulaceae.